Cryptococcus deneoformans JEC21 is the source of this 2699-nucleotide messenger RNA. RefSeq lists its product as hypothetical. Gene Ontology annotation, biological process: rRNA processing. Gene Ontology annotation, cellular component: nucleus. The transcript is spliced from 8 exons. Gene Ontology annotation, molecular function: nucleic acid binding; RNA helicase activity; ATP binding. Lineage: Eukaryota; Fungi; Basidiomycota; Tremellomycetes; Tremellales; Cryptococcaceae. The record is from RefSeq and is a predicted model, not a curated record. The coding region runs from base 40 to 2610 and encodes 856 amino acids.
UUACACAGUAAGGUUAUAUCAGUAUAAACAUACCUCAAAAUGGCGCUUGGAGAUAAGAACCAGGGAUCAUCCAAAUCUCAAGCCAAACAAAAGGGCACGAAGGGCAAAAAUGCUCAACCUAGACUCAAAUCAAAUCAGCUCAAGCGGUUAAAGAUUAAUGAGGAGCUCAAGGAGUUGCAGAGCCGUGUGGAUAACUUUGUGCCGCCAUCCGAGAUAACAUUGUUCUCAGAGCUUCCCAUGUCUUCAAAGACACAAAAAGGCUUGAAGAGUAGCCAUUUCCUUAAUCCUACACCUAUCCAGUCACUUGCCAUCCCCCCUGCCCUCCAAGCCCGUGACAUUCUUGGCUCAGCCAAGACCGGUUCCGGUAAAACCCUCGCAUUCCUUAUCCCACUACUCGAACGUCUUUAUCUGGAAAAGUGGGGACCUAUGGACGGUCUCGGAGCGGUGGUUAUCUCGCCUACAAGAGAGCUGGCUGUUCAGACGUUUAUGCAGCUUAGGGAUAUAGGAAAGUACCACAACUUCUCUGCGGGUCUGGUCAUCGGUGGUAAGCCCUUGAAAGAAGAGCAGGAAAGAUUAGGGAGGAUGAACAUUUUAAUUGCAACACCUGGGAGGCUGUUGCAGCAUUUGGAUAGUACAGUCGGGUUUGACUCAUCAGCAGUCAAAGUCCUUGUCUUGGAUGAAGCUGAUCGACUUCUCGACCUCGGUUUCCUUCCCGCACUCAAGGCUAUCGUUUCCCACUUCUCUCCUGUUCAAACGGCUCCUGGUUCCCGUCCUUCUCGCCAAACCCUAUUGUUCUCCGCUACCCAAUCCAAAGACCUCGCCGCCCUCGCCAAACUCUCAUUGUACGAGCCUCUUUAUAUCAGCUGUAAUAAACCUGGAGAAGAAGGUGUGAUGCCCGCCAAUUUGGAGCAAUACUAUGCUGUAGUACCCCUGGAGCGGAAGUUGGACGCCCUUUGGGGAUUUGUGAAGAGUCAUUUGAAGAUGAAGGGUAUUGUGUUUGUCACUAGUGGUAAACAGGUUCGAUUCAUCUUCGAAACUUUCAGGCGUCUCCACCCCGGUCUCCCACUCAUGCACCUCCACGGCAAGCAAAAGCAACCUACUCGUCUCGACAUUUUCCAACGAUUUUCCUCCUCCAAAUCAGCUCUUCUCAUCUGUACCGACGUUGCAGCCCGUGGUCUCGACUUCCCUGCCGUAGACUGGGUUAUCCAACUUGACUGUCCUGACGAUGUCGACACCUACAUCCAUCGAGUUGGACGUACGGCGAGGUACCAGAGUGCAGGUACAGCUUUGACUAUUCUCUGCCCGAGCGAAGAGGAGGGAAUGAAGACCAGGUGGGGAGAGAAAGCGAUCGAGGUCAAGAGGAUAAAGAUCAAGGAGGGUAAAAUGGGCAACUUGAAGCAGUCUAUGCAGAACUUUGCGUUCAAGGAACCCGAAAUCAAAUAUCUUGGACAACGUGCUUUCAUCUCAUACAUGAAAUCUGUCCACAUCCAGAAAGAUAAAUCCAUCUUCAAGAUUGACGCACUUCCCGCUGAAGCCUUUGCCGAGUCUAUGGGUCUUCCUGGUGCCCCUCAAAUUAAAUUGGGCAACCAGAAGGCUGCCAAGGUGCGAGGACCGAGCAAGGAGGAAUUGGCCAGGAAAGCAGAGAAGGAAGAAGAAGAGGAGGAAGAGAGAGCGGUUGUGGGCAGCGACGAGGAAAGUGAGGAGGAUGAAAGCGAAGGGUUAGGGUCUGAGGACGAGGAAGAAGAGAUCGACGAUGAGGCAGAAGAGAUCGACGAUGAGGAAGAGAGCGGUGAGGAAAGCGGUAGCGACGAGGAAACUGAAGAGGAGAAAGACGCUUCCAAGCCUAAAGCGCCUGCCGUCCGUACCAAAUACGACCGCAUGUUUGAACGCAAGAACCAGUCUAUCCUCACACCCCAUUACACUGCCCUCAUCGCUCACGAUGCUGACAACGCCGCUGGAGCCGGAGAAGCCGAUGAUGACGAUGACGUCUUCACCCUUGCCCGUCGAGAUCACAACCUGUCCGAUGACGAGGAGGCCGAUACCGACGCUAUUCUCGGCGCUGAGGCUCUUGCUGCGGAAUUGAAGAAACCUCUCAUCACAUCUGAGGACUUGUCUAAGCGAAAGCUCAAGGCAGCCGCGUCUAAGAAGGGUCUGUUGAAGAGCAGGCCUGGUCCUGAAAAGGUGCUGUUCGAUGAAGAGACUGGUGAGGCUCGAGAGUUCUACAAGAGCGGCGUGGAUGUGGAGAAAGAAAUGAGCGCGGCGGAUAAGAGGAGGGAGUACUUGGAGAAAGAGAGAGAAAUUAUGAAGAUCCAGGACAAGAUCGACAAGGAGGUCGCAAGGGAGAAGAAAAAAGAGUUGAAAAGGAAGAGAAAGGAGAGGGAGAGAGAACUACGACAGAUGGAAAUGGGUGAUGAGCCCGUCGCUUACCUUGGUGGAGAUGAUGACUACGCCUCUGCUGAUGAGGGUCGAUCACUUUCACCUUCUCCUGCGCCCUCUUUAGAACCCGAGCGACAUGCUAAGAAGCAACGACGAGGAGGAGUGCAGGAGUCUGGGGCUGGCGAUUUGGAGGAUGAAGAAGCCCUCGCACUCAGGUUAUUGCAAGGAUCAUAGUGUAUGCUUUAAUGGGAAGUGGGAUGUAAAUGUGUUGAUUAGUGAGCCACGACAACGCCUGGAACCUCGCAUUUUCUUAUGCAAGCGAU